AUUUUGGCUCCACAUCUAGCCAAAACAAACGAAACAAACUCUCCCCGCUCCCCCGCCUCGAAACCCUCCGCUCCCCGUCUGCUUCUCGCCGGACUCCGGCCGCCGCGCCGAAUCCGCGCCUCGAUUCGCGGGGGAUAGUCCAGGGCUCUCCCUUCUCCGCCACCCAGGCCGGAGGAUGGCUCCUUGACGAGGCUGAGGCGAGAGAAGUACUCGCACAUACACCGGCCGAAGAUAUGUUGAGCUCUUCGGCUUCGAGGAGGGAGGCGGCGAGGAGCUGCGAGCUCGGGCGGACGUACGGCGGAGAGCCCCCGAGGCCUUCCCCUGCGGCCAAGGCGCGGAGCGGGGAGCUACUGAAAGGCGCCGCGGCGGGGGCCACGGCGGCGGCGGCGGCGGUGCGGCACGAGGGGUGGAUGGUGCGGUACGGGCGGAGGAAGAUCGGGCGGUCCUUCUUCCACACGCGCUACUUCGUCCUCGACAACAAGCUGCUCGCCUACUACAAGAAGCAGCCCAAGGACAACAUGGUGCCACUGAAGGCGCUUGUAAUAGAUGGGAAUUGCAGAGUGGAGGAUAGAGGGCUUAAAACUCACCAUGGACAAAUGGUGUAUGUUCUCUGUGUUUACAAUAAGAAAGAAAAGGACAAUCCAAUCACGAUGGGUGCACAUGACAUCGAGGGUGCCUUAGCCUGGAAAAAGAAGAUAGAGCUCCUUAUUGAUCAGCAACAGGACACUAUGACAGCUAAAAAUCGUAAAGCUUUUGCUUCACUGGACUUUGACAUGGAUCUUGGAGGACCGCUUUCAUUCUCUGACCAUGAUAGUGGUCCUGAGGACGAAGAGGAGCCCCGUCCCACUUUGCUUCGCAGGACAACUAUAGGGAGGGGCCUUCCUGAUUCUGUACAUGACUGGACCAAAGAGCCUGAUAUUGGGCUGUCAAAUCAGAAUGACACCAAUCAAGUUAACUCUAGAAAGAACUGGCGGCUACUGACAUGCCAGAAUGGGUUGCGCAUCUUUGAAGAACUUGUGGAGGUCGAAUACCUUGCAAGAAGUUGUAGCCGUGCUAUGAGGGCUGUUGGUGUGGUGGAAGCCACAUGCGAAGCCAUUUUUGGUCUGAUAAUGAGUAUGGAUGUAACAAGAUAUGAGUGGGACUGUAGCUUCCAGUAUGGGAGUUUAGUUGAAGAGGUUGAUGGUCACACUGCAAUACUAUAUCAUCGUCUACAACUGAACUGGUGUUCAAUGUUGGUUUGGCCCCGAGAUCUUUGUUAUGUACGAUAUUGGCGGCGCAAUGAUGAUGGAAGUUAUGUUGUGCUGUUUCGAUCUACCGAACAUCAGAACUGUGGUCCUCAACCAGGAUUUGCAAGGGCUUCUAUUGAAAGUGGUGGUUUCAAGAUCUCUCCUCUCAAAUCCGUGAAUGGGAGACCCCGCACCCAGGUUCAGCACCUUAUGCAAAUUGAUCUCAAGGGAUGGGGCGUGAAUUACGUCACAUCAUUCCAGUACCACUCAUUGUUGCAGAUGCUGAACUGUGUUGCUGGAUUGCGUGAAUACUUUUCCCAAACUGAUGACAUUCAGACAGUACCGAGGAUUCCUGUGAUGACUACUAUGGCUAAUGCACCCUCAGUGAAAACUGAUAAGAAACGCCAAGAAGCUGACUCAAAGACCAAACAAGGAGAUUCAGCACAAGCAGAUACUGAAAAUUCAGAUAUGAUAGAUGAAGAGUCAGAAGAAGAUGAUGAUUGUCAAGUUCCUGAAACUAGCCUGGAGGAAGACAAUGCCAAAUUUGACAGUGACACAAAGUGCUCUGAUCCGAUAGAUUUGUCUUGCUUUUCGGGCAUUAUUCGUCAGGAUACAAAUGAGAAAAGUCGUAACUGUUGGGCAGUACCAGAUAGCAAGAUCUUCAAAGUUCGUAGCAAGAACUUUUCACGUGACAAAUCAAAGGUAUCUGCAGGGAAGUACCUUAUGGAGCUUGUCGCAGUUGACUGGUUUAAGGAUAACACACGUAUGGAUCAUGUUGCCAAUCGGAAAGGGUGUGCUGCUCAGGUUGCUGCUGAGAAGGGGAUGUUCAGCUUUGUUGUUAACAUACAAAUUCCUGGAUCAAGUCACUACAGUUUGGUUCUCUAUUUUGUCACAAGAUCCUUGAAAAAAGGAUCCCUCUUGCAGCGUUUUGCUGAUGGCGACGAUGAUUUUCGAAACAGUAGAUUGAAGCUUAUCCCUUCUGUUCCAAAGGGAUCCUGGAUAGUGCGACAAAGCGUUGGAAGUACCCCUUGCUUAUUGGGAAAGGCUGUAGAUUGCAGCUACAUCCGUGGUCCAGAGUACAUGGAAGUAGAUGUAGACAUUGGAUCCUCAGCAGUAGCUAAUGGCGUUCUGGGCUUGGUAUUCGGUGUCGUUACCAGUUUAGUAGUCGAUAUGGCUUUCCUCAUACAGGCAAACACAUACGAUGAGCUCCCGGAGCAACUCUUAGGUGCUGCACGGUUCUCGCACAUUGAACCCUCCGCUGCUGUAGUCCCUAAACUUGAUAACAUUUCCCCAGCUGGGCACGUGCAAGGUUCUACAGUUUCUUGGUCUGUCAUUCACAUCAGUCAGUCAAUACUAGUUGUUAGAUGAUUAUAUGGGUUCGGUGAUCGGUUCAUGUACAUACUGCGACCUAGCUUAACUGCCAUUUUUCUUAUUCUUCUUUGGUAAAGCAGUAAUGCUGUAGUUCAUAGUUGAUUGAUACUUCAGACUUGAUUAUUAUUCAUUUCUAUGUAACUAUGUACUAUACACCAUCUGCUCAGGAAAGAAAGUUUAAUUAAUUGUUUCAGUUGACUGAGCUUA
Messenger RNA from Brachypodium distachyon (stiff brome), 2804 nucleotides. Its product is annotated as protein ENHANCED DISEASE RESISTANCE 2. The record is from RefSeq and is a predicted model, not a curated record. Gene Ontology annotation, molecular function: lipid binding. Bases 234 to 2594 code for a protein of 786 amino acids. The transcript has 23 exons. Lineage: Eukaryota; Viridiplantae; Streptophyta; Magnoliopsida; Poales; Poaceae.